Messenger RNA from Cutaneotrichosporon oleaginosum, 779 nucleotides. RefSeq lists its product as uncharacterized. Lineage: Eukaryota; Fungi; Basidiomycota; Tremellomycetes; Trichosporonales; Trichosporonaceae. The record is from RefSeq and is a predicted model, not a curated record.
UAACGCGCCUCGGUCCUUAUCUACGCAUACUCGACGCUUGCGUGUACUCCGACAUACCGAUAUGCGAUGAAAACUACCCUUGCUCGAAAUUUCGUCGCGAAGGUACGGCUAUGUUUGUGCCAUCCGCCACUAACCUUGUCGUCACUCUCACUCCCACUCCCGCUCCCGGUAGCCCGCAUCGCCCGGUGCCGCUGGCCGCUGAUCCGCUGAUCUGCGAUAUGCAGUCUGCCUGCCUUCCAUUCCUGCCUAUCUAUUCCAGGACGAGGUACAUGAUCUCCGCGCUCCGAAUGCUCCUGGUGGUGCCCAGAACUUUUCCCAUGUACCUGGAUGCCUGGAUGCGGACGUCCGCAAUGUCUGGAUUCUCUGGACGCGUAUCGAUCGGCAAGUUUGCGCAUCUUACGGCUUUGCCCUCAUCCUCUCGCAAUGCAUCAUUGUCAUGCGCGCGCACACGCAACUCCGGCCAUGCGGCCAUCCGGCAACACCAGCCGUGUAGGCCGUUUUGGUGGCCCCAAGGCCCGCAGGCAAACCCAGCUCAUUGCUGACGCAGACGUUGAGCCGGCUGAGCAAGAGUACUAGAUGCAUGGCUGACGAUGUAGUUCCUGACUACUACUCCAGACGCCAGGCCAGUGGCCAGGCGAGCCGCGGCAUCUGACCGAACUCCCGGCGCAUGGUGGCAUUGUGCGAAGUUGCGUUGUGCAGAUUGUAGCCUGCAGCUUGUCCCCUGCAGCCGGUACCUCCGCCGAGGCCGUAUGCAAUGCGCAGCAGUGCUUACUCACUCC